Cladocopium goreaui is the source of this 1755-nucleotide messenger RNA. Lineage: Eukaryota; Dinophyceae; Suessiales; Symbiodiniaceae. The record is from the annotation of a GenBank genome assembly.
AUGGAUGUCCCCUUGACUUCGGUGCCGGGGCAGCUCCUGUCGCGCUUUGCCAAGGACUUGGACUGCCUCGACACGCGCUUGCCAGCUCUCUUAGCACAGGCCUUGACCUGCGUGGCCGCUUUGUUCUCAGCCCUGGCGGCCAUCGUGGUCUCGUCACCAGCCUUGGCGCCGAUGGCAGUCGCCCUAGCGCUGGUCAUGUGGCGCCUGGCUGCUGCCUACAGCCCGGUGGCCUCAGAUGCCGCGCGGCUGGUGUCAGUCUUCAACGGCCCGGUGGUGGCGCAUCUCUUGGAGUGCUUGGAAGGGCGCGCUGACCUACGAAGCUUUGGGCGAAGUGAUGACGCCAUGCGACAUGCUCUGGCCGUGUUGGAGGUGAACGCUCGCUCGCAGAUUUUGAAUGUGGCCUUGCAGCGUUGGUUUGCCUUGCAGCUGGAGAUCAUUGGUGCAGUGAUGCUGUUCUGCGUGGCAAUGACCAGCGGGUGGCGGACCGCACAUCUCGGCAUGUCGGGUCUCUCCUUGACAUACGCUUUGACGCUGACAGCAUUGGCCAAGUACCUGGUGAACUACGGCACCCGUGCCCUGGCGCAGUUCGCCUCGGUGGAGCGGUUGCUGACCUUGUCGCAAGUGCAAGCUGAGGAGGAAGUGCAUGCCGAGGUGGAGGCAAAUGGAGGCGUGUGCGAAGCAUGCGAAGUCCCCGAAAACUGGCCCAUGAGUGGCACCUUGGAACUCCAGUCCUAUUGGCCACACUUUGCGCAGAACAAGCUUGGAGGUCCAGUGUUUGAGCCUCUGACCUUAAAGGUUUUGCCUCGAGAGCAUGUGGCACUCGUUGGAUCAUCUGGAGCUGGAAAGAGCACACUCCUGGCAGGCUUGUCACGUCUGCUGCCGGGUCAUGGCUCGUUACGUCUCAGUCACUACGAGGCACGACAAGUACCGCUACAGCGCUGGCGGAAGGCGUUGUUGUGCGUGCCACAACAGCCUCUUCUGCUGGCAGGCAGUGUUCGGCGCAAUCUGGACCCCGAGGGCGAAAUGGGCCAGGAUGACUCCUUUCUGUGGGAGGCCUUGCGACUCGUUGGCUUGGAGCCGCGCCUGCGAAGACACAGCGCAGAGGCUUCGCCAUUUCCUUCUCCAUCCUCGGCAGAUGGGGAUGAGCGCGAGUAUCAGUGUGGCUUAGAUGUGGAACUGGACUUGGAUAUGGAACCGGACCGUGCAGCGAAGGUUCCAGACGCUUCACCGCAACUUCGUCGUAAUGCAGCAUCUUUGGGGCGAAUUGCCGAGGAGCGCCAAUCUGGAUACACCUCCGAUGAGUUGCCGCCAGGCCGUGGCAGCGAAUCGCCCGCGAGCCGCUGCAGUUCGUCGAGGAAGCUUCAGCUGACUGGAAGUGAACGAAGGCUGCUGGUCCUCGCCCGCCUCUUACUGCGGCGCCACAAAGCACAGCUGGUGAUCUUGGAUGAGCCCUUCGCCGCCAUGGAGCAGAACGAGGUGACGCCUUUGCAUCACAUGCUCAAGGUGCAACUCGCUCAUGCAACCAUGCUCACCGUGACCCACAGGCUGUUGCCGGUGAUCCACUUCUUUUCGCGUGUGCUGGUCUUUGAAGAGGGUCGAUGUGUUCAGGACGCUCCGCCCAGCGCGGCCACGAACGAGACGGGUCCUCUCCACGAACUCUACCUGCAGGCACCAGCGAGACUGCAAGGCCAUGUGGAGCGCAUGUUGGCCCUGACGCGGUCGGAGGCGGCCGAGACCCAGCGCAAGUUGGGGUAG